AUAAUGGGCUAUAAAUAGAAUUGCCCAAUAUUUGAUACUCAAAAACUAACUUCCAUUGAUAAUUUCUGCUAAUUCCAAUGGCCUCCAUACAUAAGCAGCAUUAUUUUCUCCUUUUCCUCUUCAUGUUCCAAGCAAUUGCUGUUUCCGCCACUCAAUUUACGCUUCAAAACAAUUGCGGUUACACAGUUUGGCCCGGUACUCUUUCCGGCAACGGAGUUGCUAUCUCCGGUGAUUCUGGAUUUGCGUUAACUCCCGGAGCUACCAUCCAGCUCUCCGCCCCUGGUGGAUGGUCCGGCCGGUUUUGGGGCAGAACCGGUUGUAACUUCGACGAUUCCGGAACCGGUAAAUGUAUAACCGGCGAUUGUGGUGCAUUGAAAUGCCCUAGCGGAGCCGGCGGCGUACCUCCGGUGAGUCUAGUUGAAUUCACGAUUGGUAAGAGCAAAGAUGAGAAGGAUUUUUACGAUGUUAGUCUUGUUGAUGGCUACAAUGUCGGUAUCGGAGUACGGUCUACCGGCGGAUCCGGCGAUUGCCAAUACGCCGGCUGCAUCGCCGAUCUAAAUUUGAACUGUCCAAAGGAAUUGCAAGUGAUAGAUUCCGGCGCAGUUGUGGCGUGUAAGAGCGCGUGUGCACAAUUCAAUACGCCGGAGUAUUGCUGCACCGGUGAACAUGCGACGCCGGCAACUUGCUCGCCGACGCUGUACUCGAAGAUGUUUAAAGAUGCGUGCCCUACUGCAUAUAGCUAUGCAUAUGAUGAUGCUUCAAGUACCUGUACUUGUUCUGGUGCUGAUUAUAUCAUCACAUUUUGUCCAACAACUUUAUAAUUUUUUAAAAAAAAAUUAAUGAUUAUUGUUACAACAUAGGGGAAUACUAUUUUUUGUAAUCUCCAAUUGAUUUUAUGCAUUUUAAUAAGAAAAAAUAUUCUUAUCAUGA
This is a messenger RNA of Solanum dulcamara, 930 nucleotides long. RefSeq names its product pathogenesis-related thaumatin-like protein 3.5. Lineage: Eukaryota; Viridiplantae; Streptophyta; Magnoliopsida; Solanales; Solanaceae. Gene Ontology annotation, cellular component: extracellular region. Bases 78 to 821 code for a protein of 247 amino acids. Gene Ontology annotation, biological process: defense response. The transcript has 2 exons. The record is from RefSeq and is a predicted model, not a curated record.